Dictyostelium discoideum AX4 is the source of this 180-nucleotide messenger RNA. RefSeq lists its product as hypothetical. The record is from RefSeq and is a predicted model, not a curated record. Bases 1 to 180 code for a protein of 59 amino acids. NCBI's taxonomy places the organism in Eukaryota, Evosea, Eumycetozoa, Dictyosteliales, Dictyosteliaceae. The transcript is spliced from 2 exons.
AUGACUAUAUUUAAUAGUUUUAAUAUUUUAAAAUUAAAUAAAUUAAAUAACUUUGUAAAUAUUUUAAAUUUAACUGUUCAAAAAAAUGAUCAAGUACAUGUACAAAAAUGUUCAAUCAAUAAUAUUUAUGAGUUUCAACAAUCUUGUUAUUAUGAUGUUAAGGGUAUAGUUCCACAUUAA